UCAGAUUUAUAAAAUAAUUAUAUCAAUUUUAUUAGUGUUUGGCUCAGAAGUUAUUAACCCAUUUUCUAUAUUUACUAAUUAAAUGUGUUUUUUGGACUUUUAAAGUUGAUAAUCAAAAACAUAAGCUCAUGAACUCAUUUUCUUAUAUAGAUGGGUUGGUAGGUUGAUCAAUAGCUGAAAAUGUUUUUUUCUUGCUAUUGAGGUGAAAUGAAAUUUUCUGAGCAUCUAGGUGCUCAUCUAACCCCAGAAUGGAGAAGUCAAUAUGUGCAAUAUGAGGAAAUGAAAAAGUUUAUUUACGAAGCAAGCUCUACGGUACCCGCAUCAGCUAAUUUGUCAGAUGAAUUAUGGAAAAGUCAUUUUGAAAAAUACGAUGUUAAUUUUUUUGAGUUUUGUGACAUGGAACUUGCCAAAGUUAACACUUUCUUUGCUGAAAAGUUGUCAGAAGCAAUGCGUAAGUUUACCAAUUUACAAAUACAAAUGGCAAAUGCAGGAAUUCCAAGCCUUCGUUAUGUUGUAAAUAGCUCCCUUAUUGUGCGUAAAAGAGAUGGGUCUGAGGCGCACUUUGGAACUCCAGUUAAGCCUAAAACACAAACUCUUUCAAGUAAAAAACUCAAAGAAAUGAAGUUUGUAGUCAGUGAAUUCUAUCUUAGCUUAGUUCUUAUCCAAAAUUUUCAGCAACUGAAUUUCACUGCAUUUCGAAAAAUUUUAAAAAAGCAUGACAAGAUCUUCAAAACAAAGAGUGGUGCUGAAUACAGAGUAGCAAAUAUUGAAUGUUCUCCUUUCUAUACCAACACUCAAAUAAAUACUCUUAUUCUAGAUACUGAGUCGAUUGCUAUAGAUGAUUUAGAAGGAGGAAAUCGUACUAAAGCAAUGAACAGACUUCGAGUUUUACCAAUAUCUGGAAAGCAAAGUGAAUCAAUAUCAUUUUUUUGGGGGUUUUUCUCUGGAUUGUUUUUGGUUUUAAUUGCUGUUGUAGCAGUUGCAGCAUAUUAUAAAGGUCCUAACACAAACUGGCUACCUGCUUUACGAAUGUACCGUGGUAUUUUAAUUUUAUAUAUUAUGAUUGGUUUACUUGGUAUAAAUGUGCGUGGUUGGGGGCGAGCUGGUGUAAAUCAUGUCCUUAUUUUUGAGCUUGAUCCUCGUCAUCAUUUAUCCUAUGCAGAAUAUUUGAUGACAGCAUCAAUGUUUGGAACAUUAUGGUGUUUAAGCUGCUUAGCUUUUCUCUUCAGUAGAGGUUUUAAAAUCCCAGAAUUUGCUCAUCCUUUAGCUUUGGCUACUUUUACCUUAUUAUAUUUAAUUAACCCAACAAGAACUUUUCAAUAUAGAUCUCGACGAUGGUUGCUUAGAGUGUUGUUACGAAUUAUUGUUGCCCCCUUCAAGCAUGUUUGUUUUGCUGACUUUUGGCUUGCUGACCAGUUAAAUAGUUUGGUUAUUCCUUUGUUGGAUAUACAAUAUUUGAUUUGUUUUUAUACAUAUGAUUGGUACAAAACUCAAGGUUCAGGUCAAUGUACAUCAACAAAAAAUGGCAUCCGACCAAUUAUUGCACUGUUACCUGCAUGGUUUCGAUUUGCACAGUGUUUACGCCGUUACAGAGACUCAAAAAAAGCUUUUCCACAUUUAGUAAAUGCUGGAAAAUAUUCUACAUCAAUGUUUGUAACAAUAUUGUCCACAGUAACAUCAGUAAAAGAUGAAGCAAACACGGGUCAACGUAGUUGGUUGUUUUAUGUUUGGAUAAUUUCGUUACUUAUCAGCACAUUUUAUACAUUAUUUUGGGAUUUGAAAAUGGAUUGGGGAUUGUUUUCAAAAGAUGCUGGUGAAAAUCGCUUCCUUAGAGAACAUAUUGUUUAUGAGUACAAGAUGUAUUAUUACAUCGCAAUGCUUAGCGACGUUUUGCUGCGAUUUAUGUGGACGUUAACAGUAUCCGUCGGGAACUCCGGUUUUUUGGUCAGCGAGUUUUUCACUUUGUUCAUUGCUGUGGUUGAGAUUUUUAGGCGUUUUGUUUGGAACUUCUUCCGAUUAGAAAAUGAACAUUUGAAUAACGUUGGAGAGUUUAGAGCAGUUCGCGAUAUAAAUAUAAAACCUAUUCAAAAGCAAAAGAACAUUUCUUCUUUAACACUUGAAGAAAUUAUGGAUCUUGAGGAUGGUCCGCCAAAAAAGAAAUUAAACGUGAAGAAUGUAUAAAAAUUAUAUUGAUAAUAUAAGUUAACACAUUGUUGA
Hydra vulgaris (swiftwater hydra) is the source of this 2217-nucleotide messenger RNA. Its product is annotated as solute carrier family 53 member 1. Gene Ontology annotation, biological process: cellular response to phosphate starvation; phosphate ion transport. Gene Ontology annotation, molecular function: inositol hexakisphosphate binding. Gene Ontology annotation, cellular component: plasma membrane; cytoplasm; Golgi apparatus. The record is from RefSeq and is a predicted model, not a curated record. Lineage: Eukaryota; Metazoa; Cnidaria; Hydrozoa; Anthoathecata; Hydridae.